GCGGGGCUGUGUCAAAAAGUCUAGGACCCUGUGAAAGAAGAGGGAAGAAGAAGGCGAUUUAUGACAGCAUUAAACGUCAUUUUGGGAGCCUAGGGAAGUAGCGUUGAUGCUUUUGGAUGUUGUCUAGCAAAUAUCUUAGAUCUAGUUGCAACAGAUGACAUGUGACGUUUAUGCCGCUGGAGAAAAGCACCAAACGCAACCGCGCUCUUGUCUCACAUAGAUUACACUAGCAUCAGGUAGUCAUGGCUGCAGAUAUGUCUCUUCCUUGGCCAGCCAACAUUCCAGAACUUAAGAGGCUAGAUGAGCUUCUACGAUGUGGAAUCUGUUACGACUUCAUGUCCACAUCGAUGGUUACAGCUUGCUCCCAUAACUACUGUUCCCUGUGUAUUCGUCAGUACCUCGACUACAAAACUCAAUGCCCUGCUUGCUUCAGUGAAACUACCAGUCAGCAACUCCGCAACAACAGACUUCUUGAUGAAAUUCUUGGGCUUUUUCCAAAUUUAAGGGAUAAGGUAGCUAAGCUGUGCCAGACCACAAAGGGAAAUAGCAUUACGAGCUAUUUAGAAAGCAAGGAAUUGGAAAACCAAGAACCAGUAGAUGAGCAUGUUAAUUCCACAAGUAAUUCGUCAAAAUAUCAGGAAGAUUCAGCUGGUUCACCUAAAGCAACAUCAGUGAAAGAUUUUAUAUCAUCACCAAGAAUUGGUAAAACUCCUAUGGAUACCCCGAAAAGAAACUCUGGAAAGUCCCUGUCAUCAAGUAACAACAGUACACACUUGAGAGGAAACCAGGCAGAACCAUCAACAUCAGGUUUCUCCAGCACAACUAGUAACCCUAAAUGGGCUUCUGGAUCACCUGCUAGAAUUUUUAAUUCUCAGUUAUCAUCUCCAGUACCAUCAACACAAAGUACACGCCAAACUGCUUCUGGGCACUUCUCCAUUCGUAAUGAUCUUUCAACAGUAAGUGGAGGGCUGGAUGAAACCAAAGUCAGUUGCCCAGUGUGUUGUGUAGAAGUACCAGAAAGAAACAUAAAUCUACACUUGGAUGCAUGUCUGAAGCGGAUGGAGAUGGGAAGUGAGGAAGAAAUCACGGUGGUGGACAGUACCAAGCGAAAGCCAUUGCCUAAGCUUGUGUAUUCGUUGCUGUCAGAGAAGCAACUGAGACAAAAACUGAAAGAUAUAGGCCUCUCUGUGCAAGGAGACAAGCCAUUACUUGUUAGCAGACAUCGCAGGUAUACAACUCUCUACAAUGCUGAAUGUGAUACUGCUGAGCCUCGUCCUGUAUCUCAGCUGAUACGGCAAAUAGAAAGGGAGGAACGAGACGAAGCAAAGGUUGCAAAUGCCCGCAGUAUUUUUACUUAUGAUCGAAAAACGGCACCAGAGAUCAUCGAGAAAGAACAAAGUGAUUAUAUCAAGAAAAAUGAAGACCAUUUUGCCAAGUUAAUUGCUGAGGUAAAGAAGAGAAGAGCAGAUGCAAAGAGAGCAAAGGAGUCAAAGAAGGAGCAAUCAGAGGAAGUGACCAUGAAACCUGAAGAAGGAAAUAAGACUCAUAAUGCAGAAGAAAGCAGGUUGCUUCCUAAAAGUACGAGUGAGGAUGAUGAGCUUAAGAGUAGAAAUAAUGGAAGUAAGAGAGAAAAGCAUACAGGCAAAAUUAAAAAGUUAUUUUCUCUGUUUAACUCCAACACAUUAACAGAUGGUGUUCUUAGUGAACAAGAGAAAUCCAAAGAAAAUUGUGUAAAAGAUAGUACAGUUUCUGAUGGUGAAAUUCCUGAAAAUAAUAAUGAUAAAAUCAGAAAUGCAACAGUAAAUUCAGUAGAACCACCUCUGACAUCAAGCACUGUGAAUGCACAGAAUGUUGAUAAAGAUGGAUUUUCAACUGUAAAAAAUAUAAUAGAAGAAUCCUGUGAAAACAGUGUGGUAGAACCCAGUCCAGACUUUUUCUCUGGAAGUCCAGCAGGUUCACAAUCAAGUUGUGGUAGCUUUAGUUUACUCCAAGACUGUGAUCCUCUCAUCAUACAAAAUCCUGAGCUUCCAGAAUUGGAAUUCCCACAAAUGGAAUUCAUUUCUCAGAGAUUCACACAGAAUGCCGAGAUGACUAUCAAUACUAAAAUAGACAUUGAUAGUGUGAUAAGUCUGGCAAUACCUUUCCUUUUCCUAUUAUCUGAAACUGAUAAACCUAGACCUUGGUGGAAUACUGGACAAGACCUAAACCCUUGGUUCCACUAG
This is a messenger RNA of Penaeus chinensis, 2222 nucleotides long. RefSeq names its product E3 ubiquitin-protein ligase RAD18-like. Gene Ontology annotation, cellular component: Rad6-Rad18 complex; nucleus. NCBI's taxonomy places the organism in Eukaryota, Metazoa, Arthropoda, Malacostraca, Decapoda, Penaeidae. Gene Ontology annotation, biological process: DNA damage tolerance; protein monoubiquitination. The record is from RefSeq and is a predicted model, not a curated record. Bases 243 to 2222 code for a protein of 659 amino acids. Gene Ontology annotation, molecular function: single-stranded DNA binding; ubiquitin protein ligase activity. The transcript is spliced from 14 exons.